UAGAGCGGCGGAGUGGUUUGACGGGCAGUCGAGGUUGCAGCAGGCAGAGGGAGACGGUGGAAGGUAAAGCAGGGAGGCAGCAUCAUGGCGGACAGAGACAGUGGCAGUGACCACGGAGGGCCCACCGCAGGCCCCGGCUCGCUGCCCCCGGGUGCGAUGGGCGCCAUGUCCCGGCUGCAGCACGACACCGAGGAGCUCGCCUCCAAGCGCGUCGACAUCCAGAACAAGCGCUUCUACCUUGACGUGAAGCAGAAUGUUAAAGGCCGCUUCCUAAAGAUAGCCGAGGUCGGGGCUGGGGGAAACAAGAGCCGCCUCACUCUCUCCAUGUCGGUUGCCGUGGAGUUCCGCGAUUAUCUCGGGGACUUUAUCGAACAUUACGCCCAGCUGGGCCCGACCAACCCGGACAUGGUGCAGGAUGAGCCCCGGCGGGCGCUCAAGAGCGAAUUCCUGGUUCGGGAGAAUCGGAAAUAUUACAUGGAUCUGAAAGAGAACCAGAGGGGGCGGUUCCUGAGGAUCCGACAGACCGUUAAUCGGGGGCCCGGAUUGGGAAGCGCGCAAGGCCAGACCAUCGCUCUGCCGGCGCAGGGUCUCAUCGAGUUCCGCGACGCUUUGGCCAAACUCAUCGACGACUACGGCGUGGACGAGGAGCCGGCGGAGCUCCCGGAGGGCACCUCGCUCACGGUCGACAACAAGCGCUUCUUCUUUGACGUGGGCUCCAAUAAGUACGGGGUCUUCAUGCGGGUCAGCGAGGUGAAGCCCACGUACCGGAACUCCAUUACGGUUCCGUGCAAAGUGUGGUCCAAAUUCGGAAACACCUUCUGUAAAUACGCGGAGGAGAUGAGGAAGAUCCAGGAGAGGAGUAGAGAGAAACGGGCCUCCGAACUGCUACCUGAGGGCCCACACGGCGGAGAUGAAGGCGACGAUGACUGACGCGGAUUUUGGGAGAGCAGAAACGAAACAACUGAACUCUGAGAGAAAACGAGACUUUUAACUGUAAAAUAGAAAGAGAAUUUCCAAGGGAAUCACCCCACACACACAACCUCCACAGACAUGGCAGCACCUCUGCUGUCUCCUCGCUCAUUUUACUGGAUGUCACCCCACUUACCACCCAUGUAACAGUAAGCCGCUGCUAUCAAGGAUUGAACUGUAAGAUAUGAACUGUUUCCUACUUGAUUUAAAUGACAAUGAACAGAGUGUUUAUAUCUCUAUCAACGACAGAUUUUGCACACAUCAAAGCUAUUUCGAAAGAAAAUGUUUAAAUGUUUUCAAACUGGUAAUAUACUAAAAUUUAAUCAAAAAUAAAACCAGAGGUCUAUUAUAUUAAAUGACAGUCUUCAUGUAGAACGAAUAUUUGACAUCAGCACAAAGAGAAUAUAUUAUGGACUUUAUGAAACCAAAAUCUGAUACCAGAUGUAUAGUUUAUUAUAAAGGUACGCAGAAUAAAUAUGAAAGCGCUCUAAAAGUGUAUGAAUUGCAGAACGCAGCACUACAGGCCUGUAAACACCUGUCAGCAUGCGUGUAGGCUCAUGUUUUGAAGAAGUUUGGCAAAGUAGGCUAUAGUCUUUAAUUUGACCUAAAAUGUAGUAGGCUAAUGACAGCACUUCUAUCAUGCCAUUAUGGAAAGGUUGAGACUCAAAAAUAAAUAGCCUAUUUUCUGCGCCUCAAACAAAUGGGAUAAAUCUAUCUCUGAGCUACUAUAUUGAAUAUCAACCCUCUUGCACCAUGUCCAUAUAAACUUAAAGGAAAAAAAAGUGCUAACUUAGAUGUACUAAUUAUGAUUUUGUGAAUCAGCUGUAAAAAAAAAUCCUUAUUAAGAUACCCACGUUUUCUGUGGGUUAAGUUUUUUCUUUAUUACUUUGUUGUUUUUCCUCUUGGGAGGGCGGGGGGGGGUGGGGGAUGCAAAAGGAUGAGGUCCACUUGUGGGAGCGCAAGGCGCGGAAACAAAAAAAACCAUUUAAAAAAAAUCAAAAACAAAAAUAAAAAAAAAACAAACAAAAAAGACGCGUCAGCGCAGCACGCGGCGAGGCAACGCAUCCUCUCUGA
Molecule: messenger RNA, 2043 nt
Organism: Toxotes jaculatrix (banded archerfish)
Lineage: Eukaryota; Metazoa; Chordata; Actinopteri; Toxotidae
Gene: purab
Product: purine-rich element binding protein Ab
Exons: 1
Coding region: 85-930 (281 amino acids)
Biological process (GO): regulation of transcription by RNA polymerase II
Cellular component (GO): nucleus
Molecular function (GO): purine-rich negative regulatory element binding; RNA polymerase II transcription regulatory region sequence-specific DNA binding; DNA-binding transcription factor activity, RNA polymerase II-specific
Source: RefSeq, a predicted model, not a curated record